Molecule: messenger RNA, 2982 nt
Organism: Thermochaetoides thermophila DSM 1495
Lineage: Eukaryota; Fungi; Ascomycota; Sordariomycetes; Sordariales; Chaetomiaceae
Exons: 4
Coding region: 1-2982 (993 amino acids)
Biological process (GO): DNA-templated transcription
Molecular function (GO): zinc ion binding; DNA binding
Source: RefSeq, a predicted model, not a curated record
AUGAACGGGGACACUGUCACCACUGCGUCGUCGACGCCACGGCUCGUGACCGGAGACAGCCCCAGGACCGACGCCGCCUCUGUGACGGGCCCGCAGGACGGCUACGAUGCUCAACAGAUACUGGAAUUGGCCCGACACCCCCCACCCGGCGCCUCGGUCUACUCGCCGAAUGCCGUGCCGUCGUCAGCUCUCAAUCCAAGGAGUUGUGUGACGUGUCGCAGGAGAAAGAUCCCCUGCAUUUUUCCAGCUCCUGGCCGCGCCCCUCGUCGACCAAGGCCCAAGGACCCCAAUGCCCCAGGGAAGCAGGGCUCGAGCGAGCGCGAGCUGGAGCUAAUCAAGCGCCUGCGCAAGCUGGAGGGCAUUGUCGAGGAGCUGAGCAGCCAGAUCGAGGUCGAGUCGGUGCGCCACGGCUGCAGCCCGGGGAACUCUCCCGAGGCAGUAUUCUCGUAUGCACGGGACGAAAACUCCAUCGGCGUCCGCAUGGGCUCGUCCGGCGCCGGUGCCAGCCAUGGCUCACCGAAUCAAGGUGUCGCUACGGUUAGGAUGUCCGCGCGGCCGACGUCGGGGUCUGUGUCAGAGCCUGAUGUGUCGAGGAAAUCCCCCCCUGAUGUGCAGACUGUGCAUAAACAAUUUGGUCGGUUGGUGUUGAAUGAGAAGAAAGGAGUGACGAGAUAUGUCAGCAGUACGCUCUGGACGUCUAUUAAUGAUGAACUUGAUGAAUUACGAAAAGCCUCGCAAGACCUCACCGACGAAGACUCGGAAGAGUCGAAUAACGAGACAACCCCUGAGGCUGGCGAGAACGACAGGAGCUUGUACGACCACCAGUCCUUCGUGUUGGGUUAUCGCUCGGCCGACGUCGACCUGCGGCCUUUGCAUCCUUUGCCUUCGCAAAUACCCUUCAUAUGGCAGGUCUACCAGGAGAACGUCGACCCAAUCCUCAAGGUCGUCCACGUGCCGACCAUGAGCAAGGUCAUCAAAGAGCUGCGCAACAACAUGGACUCGCUUACGCCAUCGACCGAGGCUUUAAUGUUUUCUAUCUACUACGCUUCCAUCACAUCGCUGGACGAGGAUGAAGUCAAACUCAAUUUUGGUACCGACAAGAGCGUCCUCCUCCGAAAAUACCGCUUCGCCUUUGAGCAGGCUCUGGCCAAGGCCGAGUUCCUUACCCGCCCCGACCUCACGAUCAUCCAAGCGUUCUUGCUGUUCCUGGUGCUCGUUCGCCGGCACGACGACACCCGUUUUUCAUGGACAUUGACAGGCCUGCUCAUUCGUCUCAGCCAGGCCCUCGGCCUUCACCGCGAUGGAACACACUUCCCUAAUCUGACCCCCUUCGAGGUAGAGAUGCGUCGUCGCAUAUUCUGGGCGCUGUGCGUGCUGGAUCUUCGCUGCGCUGAAGACCAGGGCACCGAUCUGACCAUCGUCAACGGCACCUUCGACACUCAGUUGCCCCUGAACAUCAACGAUUCCGACAUCUCUCCCGAGAGCGAAUGCCUGCCCGACUCACGAACCGGUACCACCGACAUGGCCUUCUCACUCAUCCGCUUCGAAGUUUGUGCGCUGUCGCGUCGCUUGCACAGCGCUCCUUUCGACCCCGAAGCUGGCAUGAGCCUUGAGCAGCGCGAAGCCAUGCUUGCCGAUGUGUACACCCGCCUGAAGGAGCAGCUCCUGACCGACCCCUCGAGUCCCAUGUUCUGGGUGGCCUCCAACAUCGCCCGUAUAGUUGUCGCCAAGAUGACCCUUAUCAUCUACCAGCCCGUCCUCUUCCCUGGUUCCGGCAACGAUCAGCUUUCCGAGGACGUUCGUGCCCGCCUGCUGAACGCAGCCCUCGACAUCUUCGAAUACAGCCAUAUCCUGAACACCGACCCACGCUGUAAGCAGUGGCGCUGGCUCUUCCAGACUUGGAGCCACUGGCACGCUCUCGCCUACACCCUCGUCGAGACGUCGCAUCGCCCUUGGGGCCCCAAGACCGAACGCGCCUGGGCCGCCCUCAACCUCACAUUCUCCUCGCCCAACCCUGCCGAGCUCGAGAAAUUGGCUUCCCAUCACGCCGUCUGGAUGCCCAUUCGUAAGCUCUACCUCAAGGUCAAGAAACACCGCGAAGCAGAAAUCGCCCGUCUCCGUGCCGACCCCCAAGCCGCGCGCGAACUCGAGAUGCAGGACCAAGCUGCCCCUGCCCCAACGUCUAUUGGCAACAUCCCCGACUCUGUUAAGGGUGCAAUUGCCCUCGAUCGUUGGCGCAAGCUCAUCAAUCUGCCUCCAUUACCGCCCCAGCCUCAGCAACACGUCCCCUCGCAGCCAACACCUCAGCAAACCCCCCAGCUCCAGCCCUGGGGAGCGGUUGAUCGUGAUGAACUCAUGCGCCAGACUACCGCUAUGGUCGGCAUCCAGCCUGGGCCGAGGAACACAAUGGAGUAUAACAAGCCCGAUGUGAUGGAGUACCUCGAUGCAGCGAUGGCCAAUUCUACAUUCGUUCCGCCAGACCUGGUGCCGCUUUGGGCGUCGGAGGAUUCGGAUCAGUUAGCCAGGGCAGCAUUCUUUGCUUAUCCUCCCGCCGCAGGCGUCGCAGCUGCCGGCACCAGCGGUGGAUUUGUGCCCUCAGCGGGUAUUCCUCAUGGUUUGCCGAGUCAACUGCCCCCAGGAGGAAUGGUCCACAGCCAAAGUGGUAUGGUCCAAACCCCCACAACAGGGAUGGGUAGCUCUACCCAGGAGGAACAUCACACCCAACAACCUCAACAGACGCCGACUCUCCCGCCGUGGAUGUGGCCUGCCACAGCCGGAACCACAACUACCCCCGGAGUGGGGGGUGCUACCACCGGAGAAAGUCCUGAUAUACUGCGGAUGCCGGGGAACAUGGGCGCCGAAGACAUGGAUAUGAACAUGGAUGAGGGAUUCGAUUGGCAGACGUGGCAAGAGAGUUUAGGGAGGUACGAGUUGGAGGCGAAUGGGGGGAGGAAUGGGAGUGGUUGGGCGCCAGGGCUGUGA